Messenger RNA from Heterocephalus glaber (naked mole-rat), 306 nucleotides. It is a transcript of the gene Tceal7, whose product is annotated as transcription elongation factor A like 7. NCBI's taxonomy places the organism in Eukaryota, Metazoa, Chordata, Mammalia, Rodentia, Bathyergidae. The record is from RefSeq and is a predicted model, not a curated record.
UGCAAAGAAAAUGAAGGAAAACCUAAGUGCACCCUGCCAACGAGGGAGGUAGACCACCCCUAUGGAAAAUUUGAAUGCCAUCAAAUGGAAAGGAACUUUAGACAAAGUCUGCUUCAGUCUCUGGAGGAAUUUAAAGAGGACAUAGACUAUGGGCAUUUUAAGAAUGAAAAAAUGACAAAAGUGGGAGAUAAGAUGGAAAGGUUUUUGGAAGAGAUAAAAGGUCUGAGGAAAAAAGUUAUGGCUCAGCUUUGUGACUAUGGGCAUUCUCAGGACUGACCAUAUCCUAUAAAAUGCAUUUCCCCAUGA